Juglans regia (Persian walnut) is the source of this 788-nucleotide messenger RNA. Its product is annotated as ergosterol biosynthetic protein 28. The transcript has 3 exons. Bases 87 to 476 code for a protein of 129 amino acids. NCBI's taxonomy places the organism in Eukaryota, Viridiplantae, Streptophyta, Magnoliopsida, Fagales, Juglandaceae. Gene Ontology annotation, molecular function: protein-macromolecule adaptor activity. The record is from RefSeq and is a predicted model, not a curated record. Gene Ontology annotation, cellular component: membrane; endoplasmic reticulum.
UACCAAAACAAAGAGAACGCAGUGAAAACAGAAACGAAAGGAGAGAGGACUCAGAAAAGAGGAAAAAAGCAAAAAUAAAAAUAAAAAUGAAGGCUUUGGGAUGGUGGCUGAUGCUAGUGGGUUCACUUCGCUUAGCCUCCGUUUGGUUCGGCUUCUUCGACAUCUGGGCUCUUAGACUUGCCGUCUUCUCAAAUGCUAUCAUGACUGAAGUUCAUGGAAGGACUUUUGGAGUUUGGACGCUUCUAACUUGCACCCUUUGCUUUCUUUGUGCAUUUAACCUCGAAAAUAAGCCUCUUUAUUUGGCUACCUUCUUAUCAUUCAUCUAUGCCUUAGGUCAUUUCUUGACCGAAUACCUAAUUUAUCAGACAAUGGCAAUUGCGAAUCUGACAACUGUUAGCGUCUUUGCAGGAACAUCGAUAAUAUGGAUGCUGUUGCAGUGGAAUGCUCAUCAACCUAUCCACACAAAGCAUUAUUGAAUAUAGGAUGAUGUGUUUCUCAUUGCUCCCUUUUUUCACUGAUGAAAGCAGAUUUGUCACGAAGAGUUUUCGUAUCGCUGGUUUAGUCCUCUUUAUGCCUAGUUUAUCCAUCGACAUGGGGGAUUGUAGGGCUAUCAAGUUAUUCAAAUUUGCUUACCAUGAAUUUUAUAAUUGUAUGACUAUUUUUUCACGUUUCCUUGCCCCUCAAUAUCUGGUGUUUAGAUUUUUAGAGGUUAUGAUAAAGUUAGGUGUUUUUUGUGGUUUCCCCAAAACAUAAUUUGAGGUGCGAAGUUAAUUUUGGUUUCAAAAGCU